ACACCAAACCUGAGCCAAAACCAUCUUAUCCACUACAGCCUUCUGUGCUCUUCUCCUUCCCCACACCAUCUCAAAAUAGCUUUCGGGCCUCAUUUCACAAGGGGGUCUACAAACCAUCUUGGGUCGGAAUCCACUCAGCAGUAUGGUACUUAACCGCAUGGCAGGAGCCAUGAACUUUGCAAUGCGUCCUACACAAAUGCCUCCUGCCCCCUCCAAUAGAGGCAUUCGACCUCCCACUGUCAUUAUUCCACAGCCCACAAACUCUAAUAACAACAACAACAUUGCCAGCAACACAACCAACCUCCAUGGACGACGACGAGACCUGCUGGUGUCGACCCCUAUUGCAUUGAUUCUCUCCACUGCUACCACUAGUGAUGCCGCAAAUGCGGAUCCCGAAUUGGAAUUGGAGGGGAGAGAAGAGGCUACUGAUACUACUGCUAGUACCACCAGUGCCACUGCUGAGGGGGAGGAGGAAGAGGUUGCGACGACGAUGCAGCAACAGAGCGAGAUUAGAAGGACGAGUUGCUCAGAGCUUGUCGUUACACAGAGGGUGUUCAUGGAGGUCUCAAUCAAUGGGAAGCUGGCAGGACGCAUUGUGAUCGGGCUAUUUGGUGAGGAUGUCCCCUCUGGGGUCAACAGAUUCUCUGACUUGGUAACGGGCAAGGCAGGCGCCAGCUAUAGAAGGAAAGAAUUUGUGAAAAUCAUGCCCAACUACAUACAGAAUGAUGGGUUGCGCUCCUAUGGGGUUGAUGCCGAGAUGCUGUCAAGCAGUAAGGGGGGUGAUGUGGCAGGACUCUUGGAAGAAAGGGAGCACCUCAAGGAGAGAUGUGCAGCAGAAGCAGACGCAUCCGGUGAUGGUAUAAGGAACAGGCGUGGUUCAGUGGGCAUUGUGAUAAGGGACCCCUCAAAACCGCCUCCAGAGCUGAAGCUAGUGGCCAAACAGGGAAAGCUAGAGAUCAAGGAAGAGGAAGCGAGAGGGAACCCCAAUGGGACCAUGUUCACUAUCGCCACAAAAGAUGCCCCUGAGCUCGACGACACCACCCUUUUGGUAGGUCGGGUUUUGGACGGUUGGGAGGUUGUGGACAUCAUCUCCAAGGUAGAGACAGUUCAGGACAACACAAGCUCCCCUUACUUCCGGGUGGCAAAGUUGAUCGGGGACAAGAGAGCUGUAGUUGCAGAAAGAGGUUUCAAUCGGCCUUACUCAAAGAUUGUCAUCACUAGAUGCGGAUUAAUUGAGUAGCAGCACACCGCACGCACUGCAUUUCUUCCGAGAGGAAACUCAAAUAAUUGGGAGAUACACAGAGAGAAAACUCAACUCAACUAAACAGGACGGGACCAAUCAACCAACCUCCCCCUACCCUGGACCGGUGUACUCGAUUGUCGAGCGCUCGUCACAUCAAAUGUGAAAUAAAAGCUUGACACAUGCACAAAACCUGCUAUUCCACAAAAGAGCACUCAAUCCUCUAUAAAAUUAUUGAACUGAAAUGACUGAGCCAACCACCGAUGCAAGUCAUGGCCAUCGUUCUUCACUGUUUAACUUUUGGGAUCUGCAGGUGCCUCCUUAUUCAUAAACUUGUUUCUCCUAGAGAGGACGAUACUGAAUGACCAAAUGAGCAUGUCCAUUGCAUCACCUAUCCUAUUCUAUUAGCCAACACAUGGGGUUUAUGUUAAGGUUAUGUAAAAGAAAACAGUUAUUUGAUUCCUCGU
Amborella trichopoda is the source of this 1707-nucleotide messenger RNA. RefSeq names its product Cyclophilin-like peptidyl-prolyl cis-trans isomerase family protein. The record is from RefSeq and is a predicted model, not a curated record. Gene Ontology annotation, cellular component: chloroplast. Gene Ontology annotation, molecular function: peptidyl-prolyl cis-trans isomerase activity. Gene Ontology annotation, biological process: protein peptidyl-prolyl isomerization. NCBI's taxonomy places the organism in Eukaryota, Viridiplantae, Streptophyta, Magnoliopsida, Amborellales, Amborellaceae.